AUGCAGUCGAUCACCGUGGCGGCGAACGAUGAGGCGGCCGGGGCCAAAUGGCUGAAACACUACUCCUCGGCGCAGAGCAUACUGGUCGUCGGAGACGGGGACUUUUCCUUCUCGCUCUCGCUCGCCACCGCCUUCGGCUCCGGCGACAACCUCGUUGCCACGUCCCUCGACACCUACGUUCUUCUAAAUUUCUGGACAGCGGAUCUGGGUAUCAAGUACGGCAACGCGCUGUCUAAUGUAUCGGAGCUGGAGAGGAUGGGCGCCACGGUUAUGCACGGCGUGGACGUGACACAAAUGGAUCCUCCCCGCGAUCUGCUCCUGAGAUUGUUUGAUCGGAUCGUCUUCAAUUUGCCUCACGCCGGGUUCAAUGGGCGCGAGGACAACAAGGUUAUGAUCAGCUUGCAUCAGGAGCUGGUGAGAGGCUUCUUCCGCUGGGCGCGAGGCAGGAUCUGGCCUGACGGCGAGAUCCACGUCACCCACAAGACCAAGCAUCCCUACUGGAUUUGGGACAUCGAGAAGCUAGCCUCCGACUCCUCGCUCGCAUUGAUCGACAAAGUUCCGUUUGAUAAAAAGGACUACCCAGGUUAUAACCAGAAGAGAGGAGAUGGCUGGAGGUGCGAUCAAGACUUCCCUAUAGAGGACUGCUGCACCUUCAAGUUCGGCGUCCAACAAAAAUCGGCAACCAUCGAUUUCUCUUCUUUUUUCUACACCGGCCUCUGA
Molecule: messenger RNA, 720 nt
Organism: Brachypodium distachyon (stiff brome)
Lineage: Eukaryota; Viridiplantae; Streptophyta; Magnoliopsida; Poales; Poaceae
Product: heavy metal-associated isoprenylated plant protein 41
Exons: 3
Coding region: 1-720 (239 amino acids)
Biological process (GO): rRNA base methylation
Cellular component (GO): cytoplasm
Molecular function (GO): rRNA (uridine-N3-)-methyltransferase activity
Source: RefSeq, a predicted model, not a curated record